Serpula lacrymans var. lacrymans S7.9 is the source of this 948-nucleotide messenger RNA. RefSeq lists its product as uncharacterized. The record is from RefSeq and is a predicted model, not a curated record. The transcript is spliced from 8 exons. Lineage: Eukaryota; Fungi; Basidiomycota; Agaricomycetes; Boletales; Serpulaceae. The coding region runs from base 1 to 948 and encodes 315 amino acids.
AUGACAGAUUUUGACUUCCAGUCAUUUAAUUUGGCUUUGAAUCAAGAGUACAUAGAACUUGAUCUUUUCCACUAUGGACUGGCAAAAUUCUCUGCCCAAGAUUUCGAGGACGCGGGCAUCACACCGGAGUAUCAGUUCCUCAUAGAAUAUAUGGCCGAUCAAGAAGUUGGACAUGCUAUUCUAAUCUCUGAUAUUUUAGGACCCCGCGCUGCUAAGGCAUGUGAAUAUCAGUAUCCAUUCAACACCGUGCGCGAAUUCAUCGACUUCUGCCAAAAGUUGACUCGCUGGGGUGAAUCGGGCGUAUACGGUUUCCUUCCUCACUUAAACAACCGCGCUCCUGCUGAGUUGCUCAUCAAUUCGAUUACGACUGAAGCUCGUCAACAAAUGAUAUUCCGUCAACUUGAGGGUGUUUUCCCUAUGUCGGUAUACUUUGAGGUUGGUAUUCCCCAAGCAUGGGCAUGGACUCUGUUGGCCCCUUACCUUACGCAUUGCCCUGCCGAAAACCCACACAUUGAGUGGCAGAAUUUCCCUGCCCUUGACAUAAAGAACAAUCCCAGUGCUCUUUACAAUGACAGCAAAGCUGCAAUCGCUACCAAUGUAUCUGCGAUUUCCUACCCGGGCAGGGAGGUUCAGUUGUCUUGGGAGGAUCCUGGAAAGACUGUAAGUUAUGACGGGAAGUAUGUCACUACCACCAGCGCCGGUGCUCCCAAGUUCGCUCUAUGGGCGUCCCAACUUAACUCCACAUACACGCCGUUGUACAACAUAUCGAACAAUUGUGCUUACACUAAGCAACCGGAUGGUCGUGUCUUCGGUGAUGGUACUGCCCCAAUCUGGAAUGACACAAUGUUUAUUGCGAUCACGGAUAAAGAUCUAUAUGUCACUCCUUACAAUCUAUCACUGGUCAACCCCCACAUCGUCGCUGGCCCUGCUAUCUACCAGGCUGGCUAA